Heterobilharzia americana is the source of this 692-nucleotide messenger RNA. Lineage: Eukaryota; Metazoa; Platyhelminthes; Trematoda; Strigeidida; Schistosomatidae. The record is from the annotation of a GenBank genome assembly.
GUUUAAUUAUAUGCGUUUUUCGAUCAGCUAUUGUACCAGUACUCAAAUCUUUCACUUCUUCGCUUUACCACCUGAACUACAAAAUCGUUUAUUUUCGGUGAUUGCCGUAUGUGAGUACUUGAGUCUUAUUGUUGGCAUGGUGACUUUACCAUACAUUUAUGCUGCUACUGUUGCUUCGUGUUCCGGCACAGUGUUUCUUGUAUCCUCAAGUUUGGCAUUCGUUGCUCUUUUAUUACUUUUGUUUGUUUCGCGCUACACUAAGAAAGAAAUUCGAAAUCUUGGUCUCAAUCAACUCAACAUUAUAGAAAUGGGUGAUUCAACCGACUAGGAGAAAACCUUUGCAGCUGCUUUUAAAAAAACGUAAAUCCCAUUCUACUUGGAAUCUCAUUAUUUUUCUCUUGUAAAUAGUCUUUCUUUUUACUUUGAUUUCACGUGUUUUGUAACAAAUUUCAAGUCUACUGUUUUUUAAAAUGGAAUCAUAGAUCUGCUAUUUUUUUUGCUUAUUUCAUAAAGACUAUAUUAAUAUUUUACGGGAUUCUCUUUACUGCAUUCUACUGUACGAUUUUUAAUUUUUGCGAUACCCUCAAAAAGGAAAUAAGCAACUUAUGUUUUUAAUUCUGUUAUUUAUACGAUUGUUACUUGCGCAUUGCAAAGUUGUCGUUUUAUACUGAAUAAACACACUCUGUUGUCGC